Messenger RNA from Emiliania huxleyi CCMP1516, 1519 nucleotides. RefSeq lists its product as hypothetical. The record is from RefSeq and is a predicted model, not a curated record. Lineage: Eukaryota; Haptophyta; Isochrysidales; Noelaerhabdaceae. The transcript is spliced from 2 exons. The coding region runs from base 23 to 1348 and encodes 441 amino acids.
AUCGCGAGCUGCGUCCCUCGCCAUGCUCAAGACCGACUCCAAGUGCCCCGUGAUGCGGCUCUUGUGCUUCUUGCUCCUCACGCUGCCCAGCACCGUGGCCUCGUUGGCGCGCACCGCCCAGCGCUCGCCAGCAGCGAGCACCCGGCUCUCUGGCGCUAUUCGCCCCGCCUCACCGGCGGGCGUGCUCGGGAGGCGGUCGUACAGGGCGCGCGCAGGGCGUUUUCGCACCUCCCCGCCGCUCUGCGUCCGUAUGAUGUGCGGCGCGUGCGGGGGGGAGAGCCCAGGUGGCGGCGCCGAACGACAUCAUAGCGGGUCGGCAGAGGAGGACGACUGCUUGGGAGCGUCGAUCCGCGAGCUGGGGGAGCUCGCCCAGCCCCUUGUCCGCGGCGGCGACCUGGGAGCUGCGCCUUUUGCGCCCGGCUCGUUGCCGGAGCUGCCUGGCGGGCCCGUGCUGAUCCUAGGGGCCGGGUGGGUCGGCUCGCGGCUGGCAGCGCGCCUGAGCCAGGAGCGCUGCGCGCGCGUCGCGGUCACAAACCGCCCCGACUGGCGCUCGCGCCAGAAGGAGGCGUACUUCGCCCCGGUGCCCCUCAACCCGCCGCCCGUCUCGCGGCACGCCUUCGACAUUGAUGCUCCGGAGACGUGGGACGCGCUGCCAGAGCCCGAAACUCUGGGCGCCGCGGUGCUCACGUUUGCGGCGACGGCGGAUCAGCUGCGCCCCUUUUGGGAGCGGUACUUGCGGAAGGUCCCGCGCACGGUCGCCUACUCGUCGACCGCCGUCUACCGCGUCGACGUUCCAGGGCAAGAGGUGGACGAGACCACCCCGCUUCGGCCAACCGCACGCGCCGCCGCCGACGCGUUCCUGCUGCAGCGCGGCGCGACGGUGCUCACGAUCUCGGGCAUCUUUGGCGAGGCGCAGGACGCGCGCGGCGUGUGCACAUGCUUCGCCGCAUACGCCUCCGCGGGCGGCGCGCUCAACGGGCAAAAGAGCGUCAACAUGGUCCACGUGGACGACAUCAUCGCGGCGACCGCGCACGCGCUCGACGCCGAGGACGCUCUCGUGGCCGGGGCGAGGCUGAAUGUGGGCGGCGGCGUCUUCAAGCUGCACGAGCUCAUGAGCCACUGCAAGUACCCGCAGGCAGCGGAGGCGGCUCACGCCAGGGAUGACACGGACCUCUCCUCGAAGGCCGUCCUCUCCACGAGACUGCUACAGACGGUGAUGCCACGCGACUUCAGCUUUGUGCCGCCGCUCGAGUCCGCUGCCGCCGCCGCCGCGCGCCGCGCCGCUGCUCUCGCCCCCGAUGCCGUCGGCCCUUCUCCCGCCGCUAGCCCAGCAGCCGAUUCGGCGUGACUUGCGUGGAGGCAGCGCAAACCGGGUACCGGCCCCGCGGUGAACUUGGCGAACGCCGUCGCCAUGGCACAAGACAACAACUUACAAAUCUCCGUCAGACGACCUGUGUUUCUUGUGAUUCGUGCCGUACAACAGACCGAGAGAAUUCCUACAAAGGAUGCUCUUCCCGUG